AUGUCCCAGACACGAUACGCCGAUCGUCCUAUCCCCCAAAUAUCGCUACGAGAUUUCGAAGCCCGCAUCGAUGAGAUAACAGCUGAGCUGGUUGACGCCGCAGAAAACGUCGGCUUCUUCACUAUAGUGGACCAUGGCCUCGAACUCGCGGAAAUCGAGGCUAUGUUUGGAAAUUCCAAGAGCUUUUUUGGCCUCUCAGACAACCUCAAAGCUACGGUGCCGUGGAGCUCGAAGAAUGUUGGCUGGGAAAAAAACUCGCAGGUGCGCCCUUCGACUGGACAGCCUGAUACAAAGGAGUCAUACCAGCUUCAGUUUGGAGCCAAUAUGGACGGAUUCUGGGUUGAUGAGAGCCACUUGCCCAGUUUCAAAAAGACCUCCCUUGAGUUCAUGAAUCGCGUGCAGGGUAUUUCCGAAAGCCUAAUGCGUUGUUUUGCGCGUGGACUGGGCUUUGAAGAUGACUUCUUUGUCAAAGCUCACGAUGUAUCACGGUCAAAUUCGCAGACAGUGUGUCGACUACUACACUACUUUACGCUCCCGGAGGACUCAGACGGCAAAGUUUAUCAUCGGGCGGGCGCACAUGCUGACUGGGACUUUUUAACCCUGUUAUUCCAGAAGCAGGGGCAGAGUGGACUUGAGAUAUGCCCCGGGCGCGAGGUGGUCACUGAGUUUGGCAUCGGUGACGUUUGGACUAAAAUUGAGCCCAAGACAGAGGAAAUCGUGUGCAACAUCGGUGACCUUCUCAUGUCAUGGUCAGACGAUCGCUUCAAAUCAACCUUUCACAGGGUCAAGGCGCCUUCUGAGCCGGAUGACUUUUAUGGGGACCGGUACAGCAUUGCCUUCUUCAACCAGCCUUGCACAGAUUCAGUCAUCCAGGGGCCGCUGGGGAAAUAUCCGGUUAUAACCGGAGAGCAGUUUACGGCAAACGCGAUGAAAAGAAAUUUUGCAGCUCUACAAGAAAAACUAAAAGCCAUAGAGGCAGAUUCUUAG
This is a messenger RNA of Talaromyces rugulosus, 987 nucleotides long. RefSeq lists its product as uncharacterized. Bases 1 to 987 code for a protein of 328 amino acids. Lineage: Eukaryota; Fungi; Ascomycota; Eurotiomycetes; Eurotiales; Trichocomaceae. Gene Ontology annotation, molecular function: dioxygenase activity. The transcript has a single exon. The record is from RefSeq and is a predicted model, not a curated record.